CAGAUGGAAACUACGCCGCCAGGCGGGGCUUCUGGGGUGGGGCUGCGGUAAAGCGAGCGAGGGUUGGUCCCCACCAGAGGGCCGGGGCGUGGCCCAGUCUAGACGGUCGCUGGGGCCUUGCUGCCCUCUGCAGGAUGACAGGGAACUGCGCCGAGAGAGGAGCUCUGCUGAGGGGCGGGACUCCGUGCGGACCCGGGUUCUCUGGCGACCUCCUGCUGGCCCUCGACGCUCUCCCGCUUCAUUCAAGAACAACGAACGGGCGAAUCUAGUUAACGUGACAGUUAAAGGCGGCCUUGAAGGGGGGAAAAAAUGAGAUACAGAGGUCUUGGACUCAACAGGACGCGCUUUGUGGGAGCAGCCGACACCAGAUGGAGGAGCUGGAGGAAGGCCUGCUGAUGCAGCCGUGGGCCCGGCUACAACUUGCUGAGAACUCCCUCCUGGCCAAGGCAUAUAUCACCAGACAGGGGUAUGCCUUGCUGGUUUCAGAUCUCCAGCAGGUGUGGCAUGAACAGGUGGACGCUUGUGUGGUCAGCCAACGAGCGAAGGAGCUGAACAAGCGGCUGACUGCCCCCCCUGCGGCUUUACUCUGUCAUCUGGAUGAGCUGCUCUGCCCAUUGUUGAAGGACACUGCUUGCCCUGGCAAAGUUAGCUUUGUCUGUGACCACGUGGGCAAGGCACUGAUACUGCGGGUGCGCAGUGAGCUCUCAGGUCUCCCCUUUUAUUGGAAUUUCCACUGCAUCCUAGCUAGCCCUUCCCUGGUCUCCCAGCAUCUGAUUCGUCCUCUCAUGGGCAUGAGUCUGGCCUUGCAGUGCCAAGUGAGGGAGCUAGCAACCAUGCUUCGUAUGAAAGAUCUAGAGAUCCAGGACUACCAGGAGAGUGGAGCUGUGCUGAGCCGAGAUCGGUUGAAGACAGAACCAUUUGAAGAAAAUUCCUUCUUGGAACAAUUUAUGGUAGAGAAUAAUCUGGCUCAGAGAAGGUGCCAAAAACUACCAGAGGCAUGCAGUGUAGGUGACGGAAGACCCUUUGUCAUGAACUUACAGAGUCUGUAUACGGCGGUCACCAGACAAGAGAUCCAAGUGAGACAGAAACAUCCGGGCAGCGGAGAUCCUCAGCUCUCAAGCAGCACCUCCCCACAAGGGACUGAAAACCAACUUCUGAACGAGCCAGAAGAGCCGGUCUCCUUGGCGCCAUCCCUCCCAGUGCCCGAGAAAGAGCCCACAGGUCCUUCAGGCCCUGUGCAGAGACCUCAGCUGUCAAAGGUCAAGAGGAAAAAGCUAAGGGGGCUCUUCAGUUAGCCCAUCACUGUCUCGACUGCUGGGGACGGACUAGAAGAGCUUCCUUGUGUCACCUUGAGAGGAGCUCCCUUGGCAGCAACAUCUGUGACACGGAGUUAUAUAGUCAGAGCAC
Molecule: messenger RNA, 1407 nt
Organism: Lontra canadensis (Northern American river otter)
Lineage: Eukaryota; Metazoa; Chordata; Mammalia; Carnivora; Mustelidae
Gene: NHEJ1
Product: non-homologous end joining factor 1
Exons: 9
Coding region: 369-1295 (308 amino acids)
Biological process (GO): double-strand break repair via nonhomologous end joining
Cellular component (GO): nucleus; DNA ligase IV complex
Molecular function (GO): DNA end binding
Source: RefSeq, a predicted model, not a curated record